This is a messenger RNA of Tarenaya hassleriana, 2689 nucleotides long. Its product is annotated as protein EARLY FLOWERING 3-like. Lineage: Eukaryota; Viridiplantae; Streptophyta; Magnoliopsida; Brassicales; Cleomaceae. Gene Ontology annotation, biological process: regulation of photoperiodism, flowering. The transcript is spliced from 5 exons. Bases 531 to 2525 code for a protein of 664 amino acids. The record is from RefSeq and is a predicted model, not a curated record.
CCUCUCCCCAAGCAUCUCGCUCCCCCUCUCUUCCUCUCCCUCUUUUCCUCCGCUUUGACUAACAUCUGUACUUGUUCCUUCACCGCUCUAUCCUCUCUCCGGUGGCCUAUCUAUUCGCCUUUUCUCGCUUGCAAAUCUCAUCCGGGUUAAGCCUUCCCCCCGAUCCGACCCGACUUGAUCCUGUUUCGCUCCGUUUCGGGGAGAACUUCCUGUUUCUGCAUCUGAGCCUGUUCAAUUCGUGGUUUUUAGGCACCCAGCUUCGUUUCUCAUAGUGGGCUUCUCUUCCAGUCAUCGGUUUUUUGGGCCCGGUCUUGUUCGAUCUGUGAAAUAGUUCAGUGUGUGAUUGCUGGGUUAUCGUCUUCGUUGGUUUUGUGAUGUUUCUGGUUUGAGUUUCCUAUGAUGGAUGGUUUGUUUAGGGUGAAGUUUUCGACUUUGCAAACUAGGGUUUGAGAAUUUUAGGGUAGUCGAAGGAGUAGGUUGGUGUGAGAUAGACGAUUUGGGAUUUAGGAUUUGGAUAUUGGAAGAUUGUGAUGAAAAGAGGGAAAGAUGAUGAGAAGAUAAUGGAGCCGUUGUUUCCUCGGCUUCAUGUGAAAGACGCAGAUAAAGGAGGGCCAAGGGCUCCUCCAAGAAACAAGAUGGCUCUCUAUGAGCAGCUUAGUAUCCCUUCUCAGAGAUUUAAUCAUCAGGGAAUGUUGCCUCCUGGUCCCUCCAAUCAGGCCCGUGGCAUGGAAAGGAACCGAUAUUUCCACCACCAGGUGUCUUCUUCAACUUUUAUGUGGCCAGUCGGGAAGUUUGUCUCUCAAAACCCAUGCGUAGCAAAUAUGAGAUCUUUGGCACGCCAUGAUCAGACGGAAAUGGCUGGAGAGGAAGAUGAUUUCAUGGUUCCGGUGUUUCUCAACUCAGGAAGGGCGAAUUCUCACGGCAUGGAUGGUGAAAAACUUUCUCCCGUGGUGGCAGCUAGCUGUCCUCGUUCAGUUGAAAUCCAAGAAGCAAACCUCGAGGAUCUGGAGGAUGGUUCUUUGUCUGCUGGUUCUAGACAAGACGGUAGAGACCCGGGUAAGGAGAACCCGAGACAAGGUACCGCGAAAAAACCUUUAGAUGUGGUAGCUAGAGAAGAGACGAACGUAAGCAAAUCAGUGUCAAAAUGUGACAGAGGAAAUAAUGCUCUAUCGAGACAAGAGUCUGGAAAUAGGUUGGAUCAAGAUGAUGGUGAAAAGGGCACUGAUAUUUCCCAGUUGAGAGGUGAGAGUCGUUCAGGAAAAGGCCAUAGCAGUCCAGAUGAAGUUGAUAAUGAUCACGAUCGUUGCGUCAGAAGCAGGGCAUGCAUGUCUUCGCAGCCGAGAAAUGGAGAAGCGAGUGAUGGUAUCUCCGAGACUUCGAUGGUGGAUUCAAUAUCAAGUGAAGAUAUCUCUCCUGACGAUAUGGUGGGAAUAAUUGGUCAGAAACGUUUUUGGAAAGCAAGGAAAGCAAUUUCCAAUCAACAAAGAGUAUUUGCAGUUCAAGUAUUUGAGUUGCACAGACUGGUUAAGGUUCAGAGGCUUAUGGCUGCGUCGCCGCAUCUUUUGCUCGACGACGGCACUUAUCUUGGAAAAUCUUCCCCUAAAAACUCUCUAGUAAAAAAGCGUUUUCCGGGAGAAUACAACCUGCAGCCUCCUCUCUCGUGCAUUGCCACCAAAUGCAGAGACAAUUUCGAGAAGGAUAACCGUCAAGAGAUGGAAUGUUCAGCUGAGAACGCUGUGGGGAAAACAACGAGUGUUUCGUCAUGUAAGAACCACAAAGAUGAUUCCGACCCACCAGCCGCCGCAAUAGCGGCAACCGAGACCGAGAUGACCACCACCGGUUGCAAUGGUGGUUUGUGGUGCUUUCCUCCUCAGCCUCACCAGUGGUUGGUUCCUGUAAUGUCCCCAUCCGAAGGGCUCGUAUAUAAGCCCUAUUCGAGUCCUGGAAUCGUGGGUUCGGGCUGUGGAGGGUAUUACAGUCGUUUCAUGCCCGCUCCAAUGGCGGUGAGCAACUUCAUCGGCGGCGGUCCGGUUUGUGGCAUUCCCGGAUUUCCCGCCCCUCAGCCCUACCAUCCAGGCAUCGGGUUCUCAGGGUACUUCCCUCCUUACUCUGGGCCCACCGUUAACCCAAAUUUUUCGGGCCAUCUCGAGGAUGUGCAGCAGCAGAGCUCGUGCAACUUCCCAACCGCAGCUGCGCAACCGCAACCGCAGAGCUCGUGCAACUUCCCAAACGCAGCUACUCCACCGCAACCGCGCCCGCUAGUGACAAAGCCACGGCCGUGGAACAGAGAGAGCAGCAGGGUGAUGCAAGGAAGAUCGGGAAGUGGUCCCGGCUCUGGCAUGUCUAGGAGCGCUCUCCCUCUCGUGCGGGCCGCCGAGAACAGCCGUGGAAACGAGCGUCUGCUGGCAGCCACGAGAGUUAUAAAGGUGGUGCCCCACAAUCCGAAGGCGGCGAGUGAGUCGGCGGCGAGGAUUUUCCGAUCUAUACAAGAAGAACGUAAACAACAGGAGGAGUCCUCUGUUUAGCUUUGCCUGUUGUUUUCUCGGCAUUCUCUCCUUUUUGUAUCUCUGUGUGUGUGUGAAUGUAGCUAUAUUAUAUGGUUUGUUUGAAUAUAACUAGUUACGUCAGCAUGACGAACUGGUUCAUGUUUCUGCUCUCAUGUUUAAUUUCAAUUUCUAUGUUUAGAAUU